GCAAACACACAUAUAUAAGCCUCACAAGUCACACAAUACACACACUCACUCUUCUUCCUCCAUUUUUUCUUCUCUCUCUACAUAUACACACACACAGAGAACAAAUAUAUAUAUUGUAAGAAUGUCGAUGGAAUCGAAGCUGUAUUCUAGUUGCAACAGCAUUUUACAAGAAUCUCAGUUUCGUUCUUCACGUCUUGGUAUUGGACAGGCCUUUCUCGAUUUUAGACCUAAAAAUCGAAUUGAUUGUGUUAAAGUUGCUCAAUCCUGCAAUCGAAUUGGGGUUGGGACUUUACGGAGUCCAUUGAAGCUCAAGUCUCGAACGAGUCGGCGUGUUUCCGUCAUAGUCUCUGCGUCGAAAGCCGAAUCUCUGGGCUCACCUACGAAAGCCGAACCUCUGGGCUCUCCGACUGUUGAAAAGCCAGAAAGCAAGACGACGACUGUGGAGUCUGUCAAACCUGUGUAUGUGCCCACGCCUAGGGAUCGCCCUCUUCGAACUCCUCAUAGCGGGUACCACUUUGAUGGGAGUCCAAGGAAAUUUUUUGAGGGUUGGUACUUCAAGGUCUCAAUACCAGAAAGAAAACAAAGCUUCUGCUUUAUGUAUUCUGUAGAAAAUCCUGCAUUUCGUAAGAAAUUGGGGAGAUUGGAGGAGGCACAACAUGGGCCUCGAUUUACGGGAGUUGGGGCUCAAAUUCUUGGUGCUGAUGACAAGUAUAUUUGCCAAUACACUGAAGAAUCUCAUAACUUUUGGGGAAACAGACAUGAGCUGGUGCUGGGGAAUACCUUUGUAGCCCAAAAAAAUAUGCAGCCACCAGAAAAGGAAGUUCCUUCUCAGGAUUUCAACCAAAGAGUGUUGGAAGGCUUCCAAGUUACCCCACUUUGGCAUCAAGGUUUCAUCUGUGAUGAUGGAAGGACAAAUUAUGUGGACAUUGUAAAGACAGCACGUUGGGAGUAUAGUACCCGCCCCAUCUAUGGAUGGGGUAAUGUUGGGUCUAAACAGAAGUCCACAGCAGGCUGGCUUGCUGCAUUUCCUGUAUUUGAACCCCAUUGGCAAAUAUGCAUGGCUGCUGGACUUUCAACAGGUUGGAUAGAGUGGGAUGGUGAAAGGUUUGAGUUCCAAGAUGCCCCUUCUUAUUCUGAAAAGAAUUGGGGUGGAGGCUUCCCAAGAAAAUGGUUUUGGGUCCAAUGUAAUGUCUUUGAAGGUGCAAGUGGAGAAGUUGCUUUGACCGCAGGUGGAGGAUUGAGGCAACUGCCUGGACUAACUGAGACUUUUGAAAAUGCUGCACUGAUUGGAGUUCACUAUGAUGGAAUUUUCUAUGAAUUUGUGCCUUGGAAUGGAGUUGUUCAUUGGGAAAUUGCUCAAUGGGGUUACUGGUACAUAUCUGCAGAGAAUGAAACACAUAAGGUGGAAUUAGAAGCAAAAACUAAGGAUCCAGGUACCACAUUGCGUGCUCCCACAUCAGAAGCUGGCCUUGCUCCAGCUUGUAAAGACACUUGUUUUGGUGAGUUAAAACUGCAACUGUGGGAAAGGAGAAAUGAUGGCAGCAAAGGGAAGAUUAUUUUGGAUGUUAGAAGCGACAUGGCAGCAGUAGAAGUUGGUGGAGGACCUUGGUUUAACACCUGGAAGGGCAAAACAUCGGCACCAGAAAUCCUUCGCCAUGCCCUUGAGGUUCCAGUUGAUGUGGAGGGGAUCUUCGAUUUCGUUCCACUACUCAAACCCCCUGGUUUAUAGUCAUAUGGUCAUUAUAUACAUAGAUAUAUAGACACGCUUACAGUAGAAGCACUUGCAUAAAUGGUCAAACGUCUUGGCUGUGACAAUGCGAAUAAUGUAUUUACUUUGUAAAUUCAUCGUAGAUAAGCAACGUCUGUGUUGAGAAACUUACCUGGGUGGGAAAUUGUGAUGGUCAUGCACUUUGUGUUAGAAUUUGUCUUUCUUUUUUUUUUCUUCAUAAGAAUGCUAACACAAUUUUAUGUGUAAUGGCAAACUCUGACUCAGUUACAAUGUAAUUCAGCAAAGUGUAUGACCUUGAGUCAGUUAUAACCACUUGUAAUGCUAUUGUGCUCUUCUGAUGUUUGAUCAAGUGUCUUUUCCUUUAA
Messenger RNA from Cornus florida, 2094 nucleotides. RefSeq names its product tocopherol cyclase, chloroplastic. Gene Ontology annotation, molecular function: tocopherol cyclase activity. The record is from RefSeq and is a predicted model, not a curated record. NCBI's taxonomy places the organism in Eukaryota, Viridiplantae, Streptophyta, Magnoliopsida, Cornales, Cornaceae. Bases 122 to 1729 code for a protein of 535 amino acids. The transcript has 10 exons.